Messenger RNA from Saxophila tyrrhenica, 1794 nucleotides. RefSeq lists its product as uncharacterized. The transcript is spliced from 6 exons. Bases 1 to 1794 code for a protein of 597 amino acids. NCBI's taxonomy places the organism in Eukaryota, Fungi, Ascomycota, Dothideomycetes, Mycosphaerellales, Extremaceae. The record is from RefSeq and is a predicted model, not a curated record.
AUGUACGCCUUGUUGGCGCUGGUCGCGGCGAGGAACAGCAGAUGCGACGGGCACGAGCUACCGACUCAAGUCACUCGACGGCUCGUUGCACGGGACACGACUCAGUAUCACCAUCGGGGCUUCCACAAUUCCAUUGUCGCUGGCAAUUACUUGUAUAUCGACGGCGGCGAGUUGACAACUUGGAACGGCAGCGGCGAUGGAUUACAGGCAUCGAAUCCACAGGACGAGGGGGACAUUGUCACGGCGACAGACCUAUCAUCAUCCUGGACGAACAGCUCCGUGACCAUCAACAAAAUACGCAAGUCCGCACCGGUCCUGAACAAUGAGGCCCUUUGGCUCGAUGCUUCCGGAGACACCUUCUACGCUUACGAUGGCGGCUUAAGUAUGGGAGAUCCGAACUGGUUGGAUAUUGAAGUUCCCUCCAAUGCCCUGUGGCAGUUCACACCGCGUGGAGACGCCGGCCGUUGGUCCCAGGUGCCGUUUGACCCUUCUUCCAAUUUCUCGGCGCUUUCAAGGGUGACAGUUGGAAACUAUGCUUAUGGAAAUGGGCUUGGAUUCUCGCUUGGUGGACAGCAGAACUAUGCUACGUUCCACUACGAGGAUUUCGACAAUCCUUAUGAGGAUUCCAUGCUCGCCCCUGGGCUCGUUAUGUACAACUUCACAUCUCAAGAAUGGUUCAACUUUUCAUCGGAGGACUACAGCUAUUCCGGCUUUGCGGGUUCCGGCAUGGCCCAUUUUGUGCCUAUUUUCGGGACGGAUGGACUCCUGCUAUCCUUCGGGGGCUGGAGCAAUGAGGACCACCAGUUGUUGUCGCUGCAGUACGCUUCGAUGUACGACCCUAUGACCCAGCAAUGGCAGAGACAGAUGACCACGGGCAAUAUCCCACACGAGACUCAAAACGGCUGCGUCGUUGGCGUGGAAGGUGAUGAUGGUACAUAUGAGAUAUUCUUGUACGGCGGCCAAGUCAAGGACGACGUCUCCAGCACGGUAUCCAACGGCGCAGUCUACGUCCUCUCCCUGCCUUCUUUCCACUGGACGAAGCAAGACGCUCCCACCAAGCUCGGUCGUUGGAUGCACUCAUGCAAUGUUGUCGCCAACAGACAGAUGGUUGUGGUGGGUGGCAUUACCGUCCGACCGAAGGAUUCGACCGACGCUUUCACGGUAUCUGGUGGCUCUCCUGACCCUUGGGACAAUGGUCUAGGCAUCUUCGACCUUACCGAUAUGGAGUGGAAGUCGCAGUAUGAUGCGGCUGCUGGGACAUAUGUGACGCCGCAAGCCGUCAAGCAGUACAUUCAAAGGAAUGGGAAGUACCCGGCGAAGUGGGCCAACGUCGAGACGGCGUCGUGGUUCACAAAGCGCAUCGCGGCCAGCGCAGCUUCAUCCUCUUCAGAUGGCGGCGACGACGCCGAUUCCAACGACGACUCCGACAACGAUUCCAACGACUCCAACACCGACGCCUCGAAUAGCGACGCCUCCAACAACGACAUCUCCAAAGAUGACAGCAAUAGCGACUCAAGCUCAACGAACACAGGCGCAAUAGCAGGCGGCGUUGUCGGCGGAGUAUUGGGCGCUGCUCUUAUCGCCGGCAUAAUAUUCUUCGUCCUGCGCAGACGCAGGCGGCAGAAGCUUGACGUAGCGCAUGAAAAAGACGGGACAUCAGUGACAACGGACGCUAAGUACGGCGCCGGGUCAGGCCCUCGAGCCGAACUGUCAGGCGAAAAUCCGCUGGUCGAACUGCCUGCGUACCGAGAAGAGUACAAGCCGGAACUUGGUGGGCGGCCGAUGAAGAAUUGA